Molecule: messenger RNA, 1773 nt
Organism: Eimeria acervulina
Lineage: Eukaryota; Apicomplexa; Conoidasida; Eucoccidiorida; Eimeriidae
Exons: 1
Coding region: 1-1773 (590 amino acids)
Source: RefSeq, a predicted model, not a curated record
AUGAGAGAAGAGGCAGUUCCUCAUAAGAUGAAGAAGUCGAUUGGCCAUGCAUUCCUACGAAGUCAUGUUGCAUCUCUCAUAUCUGUUGUUGGCGUCGUGGUGGUUUAUGCUGUGUGGCGUUGCGCCUUGCAUCUGGGGGAAGGGAAGUGGAGACCUGCAGCAACAGGUCGGUUGCUUGCAGCUGGAGGAGAGGAGGAAGAAGGUUCUUUCGCGUGCAGGUAUGCUGGUGAGGGUGAGGAUGAGGGGGGCCACACCGGCGAAGCUGAGUAUCCAGACGAAGCGACGGAGCUGCUGGCGCGUGGCUCUUCGGUCAUCUCGACCUUUGUGUGUGUGGCGGAGUCGGCUCAGAGUCUUCUACUGCGCCUCCCGGUGGCAGACCGGCAUAAAGCAGCAUGCCUUCUUUUCAGCGGCGUAAUUGUUGAGUUCAGUGCUCUGUUGUCAUUGGUGGGUGAGGGCGUGAGGACCAGCUUCAAUCCUGCGACCGCCGCCGUUAACCAGGUGAUCUUGAAUAUUGCUGGGAGCAUUCCAUUGGGGAGCAUUCGAGGUGCAGAGUCGAAGUAUUACCGCUUGCGCCUGAUCAUUAAGAAACUCAAGAGAACAAGACACCAACUGCCCGUCUUGCCUGAAGAGGAGCGUAUGCAGAAGCUCCGCGAGCUGCUUUUUCUGCAGGAGUUGAGUCAUACUCAGAUAAAAGCUGCCUUCGACACCAUGGAAUCGGUGGUGACUCCUCUUGGCAACGUAGACAGAGGAGACCUUGCACACGCUAUGGCCCAGCUCAGCCACACUGUCUAUGCUCGCAAGAACCAGGUGAUGCGAGACGGAAGACUGCGUGAAUGGCUUACAGUAAACGAAAGCCCUUGGAAGCAUUCUCCCCUUCUUCCAAGAAACUACCUGGAUUUCAUUUUGCUGCAGGAUCAACCCAACUUCAACAACCUUGUCGCUGAACUCACAGACCCUACGCUUCCUUUCGCCAGGCCCAGAAGGGCUCCCCUCGGCAUGCGCACCACUGAAGAAGAGAUUCAGAUGCAGCGAGCUCCUGAAUUUGGAUUAGCUGAGGAGGGCGUGAAGGAGCAGUCAGCCUUUCAGAGAAGGGGAUACGAAGCCAUCCCCUGGGCCUGUCGGAGUCCUCAGAGAUCACAGCUGCAGGCACCCCAUGCCGAGAUGCGGGCCCCUCAUCGCCAUUCACCAGGAAUGGAAAACAAUGUAUACAGAGAAGGAAGCGGACAAGGAUGUGAUCACAAUCGAACUGAAUUUCUCACAGGGGGAGGCGCUAUUGGCGGGGGCAUCUCUGAGGCCUCAGCACCGUUGCUGAGCUCCCAGUGGGACUUCAUCCGCUCAUCAGAUGAAGGGUAUAAUUUGUUCAGUUUCCCUCCUACUUGGCAAGAAAACAAACAAAGUGAUGAAGUGACAGUAGACAGCCUGGGGUGGAGUUCUCAAGAGGCAAGUGGGGUGGCUGCCGAUGCGGCUGAGCAGAAUGUGUUGAUGGACGUGGGCAUGCCUACACCAGGUCACACAAAUGAUAUUGCAAGUGCUGUUCGGCUGCUGCUGACGAGCAGAAGCAGCCUUCUCUCUUCCCAGACGCUAAGCUCGCCUCAGCAGGAAGCAACAGUGCAUGUGGAGAUAGGGGAUGGAGCAUCCAGGGCACCAGGUUCACAUCGAGGGACGCGUCGCGUAUACCACGGUGUGGCCGAGGGUGAGCCCCGUGGUGUACAGACACCGGAAAGCGAUGCGUCGGCUGCAGGUGGAGACAGCGGGAAGGGGAGCGCUGCCUAG